AUGGCAGGCAAGAAGAUCAUCACUGUCUUUGGCGCCACUGGCGCGCAGGGCGGCUCUGUAGCCGACAUCUUCCUCAAUGACCCCAAGCUCAAGGAUAACUGGGCCGUCCGCGCCGUCACGCGCGAUGUGACCAAGGACUCGGCCAAGAAGCUUGAAUCCAAGGGAGCAGAAGUCGUUGCCGCCGACCUCAACGACAAGGCAUCGGUCGCCAGAGUGCUUGCCGGCUCCUACGCCGUCUUCGCAGUCACAAACUACUGGGAGAAGCUGGACCGUGACCUCGAGGUAAAGCAAGGCAAAAAUAUCGUCGAUGCGGCCAAGGAAGCUGGUGUUCAGCACUUCAUCUGGAGCUCGUUGCUCAACAUCAGCAAUCUCUCGAAUGGCAAGUUUGCCAACGUCUACCACUUCGACAGCAAGGCCGACGUAGAGGAAUAUGCUAGAGAAGUCGGCAUUCCGUCCACCUUCUUCAUGCCGGGCUUCUACCUCUCCAACAUCCCAGACUCGUUCCGGCCAAGCCCGCCAAAUAACGCAUGGACGCUGAGCUUCCCCGUCACCAUCAACGCCACGAUCCCCAUCUUCGACACGGCCGACACGGGCAAGUACGUCAAGGCCAUCGUGCUCAACCGCGACAAGCUCCUGGGCAAGCGCAUCUACGGCGCCACUGAAUACACGUCGCCCGCGCAGGUCGUCGAGGACUUCAAAAAGCUGUUCCCCGAGGCCGGCAAGACGGCCACGUACUACCAGCUGCCCGCGGACACGUUCAAGAACUACCUCACGAGCGUCGGCAUGCCCGACUUUGCCGCGCUCGAGCUCUACGAGAACUUCCAGCUCUUCGACGAGUUCGGCUACUACGGCGGCGCCAGCCUCGACGAGACGCACGCCUUGGUCGAGGACAAGCUGACCACCUGGAUCGACUUCAUCAAGAAGAGCCCCAAGUUCCCCGCUGACCUGAAGUAA
Messenger RNA from Lasiosphaeria miniovina, 954 nucleotides. RefSeq names its product NmrA-like family-domain-containing protein. Lineage: Eukaryota; Fungi; Ascomycota; Sordariomycetes; Sordariales; Lasiosphaeriaceae. The record is from RefSeq and is a predicted model, not a curated record. The transcript has 3 exons. Gene Ontology annotation, cellular component: nucleus. Bases 1 to 954 code for a protein of 317 amino acids.